Messenger RNA from Penicillium salamii, 1599 nucleotides. The record is from the annotation of a GenBank genome assembly. Lineage: Eukaryota; Fungi; Ascomycota; Eurotiomycetes; Eurotiales; Aspergillaceae.
AUGCACCCUGAAGAUCUGAAAACAGAGCAAAACUCGAUACAAAUUGAAGGCCUCGUCGAACACAUUCAACUCAAUGGACUCAAUCUCCAAGCCGAGGCCACUCGGCAGAUGUCAAAUCUCGAAACAAUAUCUGCAAGCUGGGUGAUUUGUGAUAGCUGGGCUGGUGUUGCUGGAACUGUCGCUUUGGCGAUUUCUCAAGGUGGUCCCGUCACUCUGAUUUACGGCCCCAUUGUCACAAUGAUCUUAGUAGGGGCCUGUGCGAUGACGCUCGCUGAACUGGCAAGUGUAUAUCCCACAGCUGGAGGUCAGUAUCAUUGGACCUCUAUUUUGGCGCCGAAAUCCAUCAAUCGAUCCCUGAGUUAUUGCUGUGGUAUCACAAACAUGUUCUCCUGGAUUGCAAUCUGUACCGGAAUUGCGAUCAUUCCAGCUCAACUGAUCACUGGAAUCGCCAUCUUCUAUAACCCAGCCUAUGUCCCGCAGGCAUGGCAUUCAUUUCUUAUCUACCAGGCUAUCAACGGUCUUGUACUGCUCUAUAACAUCACCCUCUUGAAGAGGUCUCUUUGGAUCCACGAUCUCUCAUUUGUUGUCACGAUCGCAAGUUUUGUUGUCAUCGUCAUCACUUGUGUCGCACGGUCUUCGCCCAAUUACGAGCCUUCGAGAGCAGUCUGGGGUACGUUUCUCAAUGAUAGUGGAUGGAGUUCAGGUGGUGUCGCUUUCCUCACUGGCCUGGUGACUCCGAACUACAUGUACGCUGGCAUUGAUGGUGCACUGCACCUCGCAGAGGAAUGCAAGAAUGCGAGCACAGUGGUCCCUCGUGCUCUCAUGAGCACAUUGAGUAUUGGCUUCGUGACUUCAUUCUCAUUCAUGGUCGCAAUGCUAUACUGCACUCAUGAUUUGGAUGCAGUUGUCCAGUCAAAAACCGGUGUUCCCAUCUAUGAGAUGUGGUACCAGGCUACUCGCUCAAGCACGGCGGCUACAAUCUUCGUUAUCCUUGUCGUUUUUGCCGCAGUCUUUGCACUCAUUGGCGGGCAACAAACCGCUUCCCGACUAACUUGGUCUCUUGCCAGGGAUCAUGCAUUGAUUGGCAGCCAAUGGUUGAGCAAGACACAUCCUAAGUUAGACGUACCAGUAUGGAGUCUUAUCUUCAAUUUUGUGGUAAUGUUCAUCAUUGGAUGUGUCUACCUCGGUUCAUCAUCUGCAUUCAAUGCCUUCAUUGGUACCGGAUUGAUCUUGCAGCACAUAUCCUAUGCCUUCCCUGCCGCACUACUUAUGUACCGAAAGCGGUCUAACAUAUGGCUCCCACGAUCCCGAUCCUUUCGUCUCCCCGGCCCUCUUGGGUGGAUUAUGAACACCAUCACCAUCUGCUUCGCAGUUGUAGUGUUGAUAUUUUACAACUUCCCAACAACGCUACCGGUGACUGGGACUAGUAUGAGUAUGCUACGCCUGAGCAAGGUAAUGGUUCUUACUAUCACUGCUAACGUUGGUUUAGAUUAUACAUCGGCCGUCCUGGCCGUCAUGGCUAUAUUUGCAGGUCUCAAUUGGAUCAUCUGUGCACGCAAGAACUAUCAUGGCCCCCGACUUCACUCAGCUGCAGAUUAG